AUGAAGAGACAGCCAAAAGACGAAGAUACCAAUGAACAUUUUGGAUUUGGUGAUUCCUCGCUUCGAAAGCUUUGGGUGCCAAGCAACAAUAGUGAGGAGGGCAAAGGAAAAGACUACCAAAAUAAAUCCAAGACACGCUUAUCAGGAGCUCAACAGCCCAAAUCAGCUCCCGUCUACAUUACGAUUGGGCCGCCCUGUGCUGGAAAGACAAGCGCCUUGCGCAUGCAGCUCGAACAGGAUGGCUAUGAUCCUGACUUGGUCUUGCUGAACCAAAAGAAGAAGAGCUCUUCCGAAGAAAUCAAAACUGAAGUUGCAUUGGACGAACAAUCCAAUGUGUAUCAACGAAUUCCAUUGGCAGGAUUCCUCUUUCCCGCAACCCGACUCGAUCCACAAUUGGCCAAUACCACUCUAGAUGAUUCCGGCACCACGGUCCGAGAUCGGUUGUGUAGCCCAUCCACGCCUCGACUCGAAAGUACCGAUGCCGAAAUACGCAAUAUCAUUUUAAGAGUGGCAGGAAGAAUGACACCCCAAGAGUUUGCCGACAGGGCCAGAGAACAAGCACUGCAGGCAGGAGAUACCGUCAAAUUCUUUCGAGAUCGACGCAUGCAAAUUGCCGAAGACUUGAUUGUGGCUGUAGAACGGGUAUCGGUACAGGCCGUGGGAGAAAUCUUGUUUCAAAUGCAACUGCAGCAGGAGGAUGCCGGCAGCGAUGUCGCUUUGACGACCACCACGGGCGACGUGAGUGUCAAUGAACUGCCGUAUCAUGACAAGGAUGAAACCACAAUGUCAUCACCAUCAUCAUCGUCGCUUCCGGAACAUAAUUUGACGGCUGUCACCAAUGCGACUUCGGCACAACUGCUUUCGGCAAGGGCUCUGAUUCGAACUCCCUAUGUCGAUCUGUUUGUCCCUCAUGCCAUCUUUUCGUCUGGUGGUGGCCUGGAUCGCGCCGAACUACAACUGCAAGAGUUGCUAACCAAUUUACCUCCCACUACACCAGUAUCAUGGGGAAACACAAACACAAAGCCGGCUGAAUAUGUCGCCGCACUGCGCGCCGCGCAAACGGCCGGACGACCGGUCAAGUUUAUUGCUUGGGGGGUCUCGCCCUUUCUCCCCUACGUCUCUCGUCAGGAACUCUUGAGAAGGACCGUGUCGAAAUUCCGAAACACGGGUCGGUACAUUCCUGCAGGAGCUGUAGGGGCCGCAGCGGGACGAGUGGAAUGGUUGAUCCGGGAAGCGGCCAAGGAAGUUGGCAAACUGUUAGACGGUGAAAUUGCUAUGAAUGAAAACGACAGCAGACAAGACGAUGAUGCGACCGCCCUGGAUAAUAACUACAGAUCCGAAGACGAGCACAAAUUCAAUGUCGCGUUCGCAGCAUUGGCCGGAUUUGCAAUGGACGAGGAAGGCAGAGUCGUGAGGAUUGCGCAACCGAGAACACCCAACCAAAGAUUUCAUUCCAAAAAGGGCAAGGGCAGAAACAAAAAAGAUUCAAAAGAUCGAAGAAAAGUGCGGGCUUAG
Messenger RNA from Seminavis robusta, 1515 nucleotides. The record is from the annotation of a GenBank genome assembly. NCBI's taxonomy places the organism in Eukaryota, Bacillariophyta, Bacillariophyceae, Naviculales, Naviculaceae.